Molecule: messenger RNA, 963 nt
Organism: Pteronotus mesoamericanus
Lineage: Eukaryota; Metazoa; Chordata; Mammalia; Chiroptera; Mormoopidae
Product: brain-specific serine protease 4-like
Exons: 6
Coding region: 1-963 (320 amino acids)
Biological process (GO): proteolysis
Molecular function (GO): serine-type endopeptidase activity
Source: RefSeq, a predicted model, not a curated record
AUGUUUGUUUCCAGAAACCCCCCAGUCUUGGGUAGGGGCUGUCUCGGAAUCUUAACCUCCCUGAUGCUUCUGGCUUCUCCAGCCAUCCUCAAUGCUGCCAAGACACCUGUCCCCCCAGCCUGUGGGAAGCCCCAGCAGCUGAACCGGAUCGUGGGUGGUGAAGACAGCACCGAUGCCCAGUGGCCCUGGGUUGUGAGCAUCCAGAAGAACGGGACCCACCACUGCGCAGGCUCCCUGCUCACCAGCCGCUGGGUGGUCACCGCUGCCCACUGCUUCAAGGGCACUCUGAACAAGCCAUUCCAGUUCUCUGUGCUGCUGGGUGCCUGGCAGCUGGGGAAUCCUGGCCCAAGGUCCCAGGAGGUGGGCAUUGCCUGGGUGCAUCCCCACCCUGUGUACUCCUGGAAGGAGGGUUCCCGUGCGGACAUCGCCGUGGUGCGCCUCGAGCACCCCAUCCGGUUUUCUGAGCGAAUCCUUCCCAUCUGCCUGCCUGAUUCCUCUGUCCAUCUGUCUCCGAACACAGACUGCUGGAUUGCAGGCUGGGGCAGUGUCCGUGAUGGAGUGCCCCUGUCCUACCCUCAGACCCUACAAAAGCUGAAGGUUCCCAUCAUCAACUCGGAAAUCUGUGGUCGCCUGUACUGGCGGGGAGCCGGGCAGGAAGCCAUCACUGAGGACAUGCUGUGUGCCGGCUACCUAGAGGGGGAACGGGAUGCCUGUCUGGGCGACUCCGGAGGUCCUCUGAUGUGCCAGGUCGAGGGUACCUGGCUGCUGGCAGGCAUCAUCAGCUGGGGCGAGGGCUGUGCGGAGCGCAACCGGCCCGGCGUCUACACCAGCAUGAUCGCCCAUCGCUCUUGGGUGCAGAGGAUCGUGGAAGGGGUUCAGCUCCGCGGACACUCUUACGGAAGCGGGCCGUCGGGGUUAAGAAUCCGGGGAUACAGGGCGGCCCGGGGCACCCCAGCGGCCUAA